Messenger RNA from Leptomonas pyrrhocoris, 2732 nucleotides. RefSeq names its product putative DNA polymerase eta. The record is from RefSeq and is a predicted model, not a curated record. The transcript has a single exon. NCBI's taxonomy places the organism in Eukaryota, Euglenozoa, Kinetoplastea, Trypanosomatida, Trypanosomatidae. Bases 417 to 2732 code for a protein of 771 amino acids. Gene Ontology annotation, biological process: response to radiation; error-prone translesion synthesis. Gene Ontology annotation, molecular function: damaged DNA binding; DNA-directed DNA polymerase activity. Gene Ontology annotation, cellular component: nucleus; replication fork; site of double-strand break.
GAGCGGACACUCUUUCCGUUUUGAGGUAGCUGCACGAGACACAUCUCUACACGCAGUGGUACACAUCCUUAUACAAGAAAUGCUAUGAACUCAAAGUUCUCUGCUUAAGAAUUCAACGGUUUCGCCGUCCAUAGCGUGAUAAAACGCGAUACAAUAAGCGUUUAACUCGCUCCUUCACGCAUCUCACUCGCCUGAGACAUGAAUGCACGACUCAUAACCGCAGCACAUUAGAUUCCUUUCCUUUUGCACACAAAUACGCAUACCACCACAGCAAUAAAAGGAACCCACACCCACCUCUUUUGUUCUCCUGCUCAUUGACAGCGUUUACUCGCGCUACAAGCGCCAUUUGUGGUCUUUCAUUGCAUCCAACUGCAUAGUUUUCUUUUCAUCGGCGAGUCAUAAGGUGACAGCGACGAAUGAGUUCUACGUCUUCAUCGGCACACCUGCAUGCCGACAGCACAGGCGGCAUGCGGUGCAUCGCGCACCUCGACAUGGACUGCUUCUACGCCCAGGUGGAGGCGGUGCGGCUCGGCGUGAACUGCCGCACCGUUCCUCUCGUUCUCUCUCAAUGGGAAAGCCUCAUCGCUGUCAACUACCCGGCCCGAAAAUACGGUAUUAAGCGCGGGCAGCACAACGCCAUUGAGGCGAAACAGAUGUGCCCUGACCUUGUCGUGGCCCUCUCCCCGAGCUACCGAGUGGGGGAAUCAGUCAGCCAGUAUCACCCGAACCCUACGCGAGACUAUUACAAGAUCUCGCUUGAACCCUACCGCCUCGCCAGCCGAAAGUUUUUCGCCAUUAUAGCUUCAGCACCGGGCGUGCAGGUGGAGAAAGGAGGCGUCGACGAGGCGUACAUCGACGUGACGGAGGCGGCGCAGCGGGAGCUGGCGGCGGUGCGUGCGGCGGCCGGCGGCCCCGACGUCGCGCUGGACGCGCUGCGGGACGUGAUGGAGCCAUCGACGCGGUUGAUCGGGGACCGGCGGGCGGAGAUGCAGGCGUGGUUUGGCGAGCGGGGGACGUCGCUGGAGGCCGUCUUCGACGCGCCGAUGCGUGCGCUGCUGCGUGGGGAGCGCGGGCGUGCGGUGGAGGGCAGCCGCGGGUUCUGCGUGGACGGCGACGACGGUGCCUACGCGGCGCGCUGCCUGCUGCUGUGUGCGGCGUCGCGCGUGGUGCACCGGCUGCGGCAGCGCAUCUACGCGGAGCUGCACUACGACUGCUCCGCCGGCAUCGCGCACAACCGCGUGCUGGCGAAGUGCAUCAGUGCGACGCACAAGCCGAACCAGCAGACGCUGCUGCUGCCGGACCGCAGCGCGAGUGCUCUAUUCGAGCUGCCACUGACCCGGCUGCGCGGGUUUGGCGGGAAGUUCGGUGCUGCGGUGAGCGCGGUGUGCGGCGGUGCGACGGACUGCCGUGACCUGUGGAUGGUGCCGCUGCCGCAGCUGUACGCGUUGGAUAGCUCCGCGUUUGCACCUGGCGAUGACGACGAUGGCGGCGACGACGAGGAUGGCGGAGGCAGCGUCAACGCACAAAGGCCGCGACGCAGCCCCGCCCAUUUCACGCAGAAGGUGCUAGGCGACGACGGUCUUGUGACGCACGACUUGUCCGUCGACGCGUAUUAUCGCAUGCGUGGGGUAGCGGAGGACACCAUUGUGAACCGCCCGCUGUCCAAGACCCUCAUCGCGUCUAAAAACUUCGGCUUCCUCACCUCAUCCGUCGAUACGAUUCAGCGGUGGGUCGUGGUGCUGUGCGGCGAGUUGUGCUCCCGCUAUGACGAGUUCACAGCUCUGUACCACCUCCGCGGCCGAAACUGGAAUAUAAAGCUUGGAAAUGAGGGCUUUCGAAGGAUGGGAGGUGUGAUGAACUACACGGUGGCGCUCCCGGACGUGGUACAGCCGGACAUCCUUGCAGCAGUUACGAAGCGGGAGAUUCAGAGUUUGUUUCGCGAGAAGGGUGGUGCCGUGUCGGCGGACUCGGUGACGCUGACGAUGGGUGGCUUCGUCUCGGACAACUCUGGCGCGAUGGGUCUCGUGCCGUCGCUCUCCGCCAUCUCCGGAGCGAAGUCGGAUCGCCAGCCACCGCGGCAGCGGACGCUUCAUUCGUUCCUUCAUGCUUCUUCAUUGACAGCGGAUGAGACGGCGACAACGAAUCCAUCAGGAUCAGCAGCAGCGGCAACGGUGCGUGUGGCAGAGCAAAUCUCUGAUAGCUCUGCCGAUGAAGAGGAUGAUGAAUGGAAAGGCGAGGUAGUGAUCUGCCACAGCAGCACCAGCAGCAAUUUCGAUCCUUUUGACGACGACGGCGCUUCUGUGCAAGACAGCGACGUCGUGUCGUUGUCACUGCCCUCUCAGCGGGUGGUCCUCGCUGCGGAGAGCUGCGUGAGUGCGGUGCAGACCGUUUCGCCACCGCCUUCCUCUGUCCGCGUUAGCCGGCCUGGUCACGUUCUCGGAGAAGUGAAAGGUGAAGCGGAGACGAAAGCUGAAGGGAAGACAGUAGAGCAGCAGACAUCACUAACACCGUUUUCCACUUCGGUGAAGACGGCUUCGGAAAACACCACACACCCUCCCCUUUCUUCUUUCAAACCUUCUCCUGCGGUGGUGGUUGAAGACACUGCGGGGGUGGAGGACGGUGAGGCUUGCGUUGAAGGCGGUAGAUGCGACGGCGACAGCAGUCCUGAUGUGGGAGUGGAACGCGCGGCGAAACGCGCGAGGAAGGACUGUGAAACGGUCAUCAUCGAUUAA